UUGGAUGAAAGUAGUCUCCAUAAAACCUGUGACGAAUUCUUUAAAGGCCAUCCUUCUCGCAUUCAUAGAGGCGCACGAAGAACGUUGGGGGCAGCUCGAAACGUUCUUAAAUCGUUCGGAAGCAUGGAAGGGAACUCUUCCGAUCCUCAGCCGAACAGUUCUGCAGCAAGUGCGACCGAUGGUAGUAGCGAGCGCGAUAUCGCCAGCAGGCGGAACCGACUGAUGCGCAUCACCCAGCGAACGAUCGACACGGACGACGAUAGCAGCAGGAGCAGCCGGAACAGCAACCGGAGCAACAGCGAUGGGGAAGACAACAAUCGUGAACUGUUGAUGGAAGAUGCGGAGAAUCCCGCCGAAGAUGAGCAGUUCGAAAUGGGCAACAUCGUUUCCGGACAGCAGGCUGAUGAGGAAGCCCGCCUCUUCGAGGACUACAUCCGGGAGCGAGAAUCAACAGGGACAGAAAUCUACAACACAGAGCUCCCAACUGAGCAUGCCUAUCUGGGAAAGCUGGAGAGAGUCGAAGGAGUGGAUUACCUGGAACCGGGAAAGCAAUACCGCAUGCCGAUUUACAGCCAUCAUUCGGUGGUGUAUCCGGGCGAGAUAGUGCCACUAAUGCUGAAUGCCUCCAGCCUAUACAGCACCGCUGGUACCGAUGACGAUUCUCCCGAUGGGCUCAAAUUUGGCCUUGUGUUCCAGGAUCAGUACACGAGCAAGGGUCGCGUGUACGGCGUCACGUGCCAGGUGUACGAGCGGGGCGAUGAAGGUGAAUCGGCUCUAUUAAAAACCAUCGCUCAGCAGAGAUUUUUCAUCGUGCGUCAAUCAUAUGGCAGAAGAGCCGAAGUGAAGAUACUUCCGGAAAUCGUGCUACCAGACCCGUUGCUAAGCAGCUGCUCGAACGCGAUGGUUCGGUAUGCAUACGGUCGGCGAAAGGAUCGAGUGACUAGCUUUAAGCGCAUGCUAGCCCAAACGAACGUAUGGCCAAAGUUUGUGUACGAUCAGUACGGCACGGAGGAGGUGUUGACGAAGGUGAAGCGUUACCUCUCAUCCGUCAAGAUCACGAGCGUUCCAACCGAUCCAAUAAAGCUGUCGUUCUGGCUGGCGAGAAACAUCCCGCUGACGGAGGAGAACCGCAAAAUGAUCUUUUGCACCGACUCAGUGCUGCGCCGUAUGCUCAUUAUCAACAAGGCGCUUGAUCAUAUGUGGUACUUUAUCUGUAAGCGAUGCGAUAACGAGAUCGCAAAUUACAACGAUAUUUUCGCGAUGUCUAAGCAGGGCGUGCAGACGAGCUACUGCAAUCCUUCGGGCUACGUACACGACACACUGACGGUGCUGAAAACGAAGGAAAAUUCGACGCUAACCGUUGAUCGACCGUCUACUGAUUUUAGCUGGUUUCCGGGCUACUCCUGGCAGAUUACAGUUUGUGCGAACUGUCGGCAGCAUCUGGGCUGGAAGUUUGUGGCCACAAAGAAAAACUAUCUCCCCAAAAGCUUCUUCGGACUGUCGGGGAUAAAUAUAACGGUGAAAUCGCAUGGUGAUCUAAAGAAGAACCAACCAGAUGCCAAUGACGGUGCCAAUGGAGGGCCAGCGGCUGCCAGCAGUAGCCACGACAGCAGUAGGUUCGGUCGGAUAGUAGUAACUGCCGAGAACUACAGCUCGAGCAGUGAUGAUGAUUAUUUUACCUUCGAUUAGCAGCGAAACGCAUCGACGGUUCGUUCGUUGACUCUGUGUAUGUUGAUUAUUUUUCUUUUAGUUUUAUAUUUCUAUUUCUUUCAAGAAGAUCGCCUGUAGUAGCGUGGCUACACAAACUGUUUGGAAUGCGUUCUUAGCGUUCCUUCUCCUUCCUCCUAUUCUUAAGGCUCUUGGCUGACUCUCUGUUAUAGUAUUUCAUUUGUUUUGCUGUUUGCUUGAUCGCCGAACAAGCUCGUGUUUUUUACACCGUACCAUUUAGUGAGGAUUCAGAAAAAGUAGUCGAAGACUGAUUUUGACAUGCGAUAGUGCCGAAACACACGGCAUAUACCCCAGCGAGUGUAAUCAUAUUUAUUUAGUUAACACCAAUGAAUCGCUUCCUCUUGUGCGAUUGCGAAAUUAUUCUCAAUCGGGGCGUAAAUAAGAGACGUUGUUGGAAACGACCCAAGAGCACUGCGUCGAGUUCUCGUAGUAGAUCCUGUCCAGAGAAAGGAGGAAAGCCAUUCGCGGGGAAUGUAUCUGUUUCCUAUCACCUGCGCUCGCAGUAAGUAAAUGUCCACCAACCACGACACAACAGUUAUAGCCCUUUCUGGGUGAGUUUUCGCCAAUGUGUUGAAAAUAAAUGGAACAUAAUGUAUG
This is a messenger RNA of Anopheles darlingi, 2325 nucleotides long. It is a transcript of the gene ohgt, whose product is annotated as protein cereblon. The record is from RefSeq and is a predicted model, not a curated record. Bases 124 to 1689 code for a protein of 521 amino acids. NCBI's taxonomy places the organism in Eukaryota, Metazoa, Arthropoda, Insecta, Diptera, Culicidae. The transcript is spliced from 5 exons.